Molecule: messenger RNA, 801 nt
Organism: Anolis carolinensis (green anole)
Lineage: Eukaryota; Metazoa; Chordata; Lepidosauria; Squamata; Anolidae
Product: transforming acidic coiled-coil-containing protein 3-like
Exons: 3
Coding region: 185-511 (108 amino acids)
Source: RefSeq, a predicted model, not a curated record
CCCGUCACUCCAGCUAUCUUCGACGAGAACGCCUCGCCUCCUAAUCCCGCCGCGCGUUGUGAUUGGUGGACCCAUCAGGAAACGCUUUUGAAAAGCCUGGCGCACGUCGUUGUCCUUCACUUUGAGUUUUGGCGGCGGAAGUGGUGUUGGGUUUUUUUUCCUCUCUGAGGCGACGAGUUUUCAGAUGCCGAGGCCGGUGAGAGAAAGAAUGAGUCUGCAAAUCUUGAAGGGAGAAAAUAUUAGUGAUGACAUAGGUGCUGAAAACUGUGCCAUACUCGUCACAUCUCCAGAGCUCACAGGCAGGCCUUCCAUUCUUCGUCCAUCACAGAAAGAAAAUGUUCCACCAAAAAAAAUAAAGAAGUUUAUGAAGGUAACUUUUCAAACUCCUAUCCGGGAUCCUCAGACUCGCAAAUUCCUGAGUCCAGAUGUAAGGAAGAAACCUGAAACUUCUCCAUUAGUAGAUGACUGCAUUCCAAAAGAUCUUCUCUUGCCUCCAGUCAGUGUUGAGUGAGUAAAACUGUGAUUUUAUGUAGGUAGAUUCAAAAUAGAUUGUAAUAUAGUCAAUGAUAUCCCAGGAAGUGUUGGGCUGUCAUACAGCUGUCUUCAGGUUGUUGGAAGAGAAUAUGGGUUUUAGGAAGCUGUUUUUUUCUGGACUUCAAGCAUAUGAGUAGAAGCAGUGAUAUUUGCCAAAAAAUUCUUUUCACUGAGAAUGAUUGCGAAACUGUAACUACUCCUGAUUUAAAACGCAGUAAGGACAAUUGCAUUCAUGUAACAAGAACGUAGUCAUCCACAUGUUUUUGC